Molecule: messenger RNA, 3765 nt
Organism: Laetiporus sulphureus 93-53
Lineage: Eukaryota; Fungi; Basidiomycota; Agaricomycetes; Polyporales; Laetiporaceae
Exons: 8
Coding region: 1-3765 (1254 amino acids)
Biological process (GO): nuclear-transcribed mRNA catabolic process, nonsense-mediated decay
Cellular component (GO): telomerase holoenzyme complex
Molecular function (GO): telomeric repeat DNA binding; protein binding; telomerase RNA binding
Source: RefSeq, a predicted model, not a curated record
AUGCAGGACUUGUCCUCUGCAAAGUUCGCAGGCGCGUCCCGCAAGCGCGACCCCGCGCAGCCAACCGACAUUGCAGACAAGAUUGUGGCCUUUCAGCGCAGGCAGGCCGCUGCUACAAGGCCUAAAGAGAGGGCCGAGCGUCCUCUGAUAGUCUCCUCUUCCACGGUUCGACCUACGCGCCCGGCCUCACCUAGGAAGCUGCACGCUCCUCCACUCACCAACACCAGCAAUCCGCUCUCGCAGAGCACAGGCAGGGCGGUGGAGGCCGACGCUGACGAGUUCUCUCGUCGUCUCAAUAUUUCUGCUCAGUCUCCACGCAGUAUGCAUUCACGAUCACAUGCCGGGCCUUCUGGAGGCAGCCCCGGCAAGUUGUAUAAUCCCAACGCAGAGUCCGUCAGUCGCCAUGUUCUGACUGCAGAGCCGGAAAGCAUGUCCGAUGCUGCCUCGAGUUCAUAUGCAUCUCGCGGUCCCGUGCUGCAGGCUUCUCGCCUUCACCAAGCAUCCUCCGCAUCACGGGCGGCCGUCGACUCACAUCGACAGCUUUUCGACCAUCGGAAGGAUGAUCCUGUACGCUUUGCUGUCCUCACCCGCCCGCAAGUUUCUCCAGGUCGCAACCAAGAUCGACCAACGCCCACGCCCAAGUCAUCUGGCGACUACGUUUCUGCUUCAUCCACCUCAUCUGCCUCCUAUGCUCAAUCGACCCUCUCUUCUAAUUUCACACUGUCAACAGCAGACUCCUCAGCGCCUUCUUCCCUUUUCGAUAACCCAAACGGCCAUGCACGCAGAUCCGAGGACAGCGCGUCCGGCACGAACGCAUUCUCGAUGCAGCUCAAGAAGCUGUACCGCGCGAUUAGUGCUCUCGAGGCGAAGAUACUCGGCGAAGAUCGCGAUAAGGAUCAAGAUGAGGGUGAUGACAGAGCUGGUCAGCAACGUAUCGGCGUGCUGCUCAAAGGGCGGCCGGGUUCUGCAGGUGCGAUGGAGGCCAAGGGGUCCGAAGACGAGUCUGAGCGAUGGAAGAGGUUGUUGGUCGAUCACAAAGAACUAGCAGAGAAGGUGCAUCAUCUGCUCUCGCUGACUCUCGCCCCGACUGUGCCAGCUUCUUUACGGAACAUUCCAACUAAAUACAAUCUCAUCAUUCGAUUGUGGACGCAUGCAUUCCAUCGGCUACUUGAAGUACUCCGUCGGGCAGCAUCGCCACCGAAUAACUCGCCCGUCGCACUUGAGUAUCUCCAGGACUUCAUCUAUUAUGCAUAUACAUUCUAUACGGGGCUCUUGGAAGAGCGCAAUCUCAUCGAAUUCCGAGGCUGGUGGGUUGAAGCACUCGGAGAUCUCGCGCGAUAUCGGAUGGCGACGUGUGCGCUUCUCGAACACCAGCAACGAACGACGUCGAGCAACCUCACCGUGUCUGCUGUCGCCAAGGCAUCCGAGCAGCUGGACACCCCUCGGCCGGCUUCGCCCAAUGCAUCAGGCAGUUCACAUAGGGCCCAGCUUCCGCACGCCACAGUCGCAUCACCGACGCCGGCAGCGCGCAUCGACGACUCGCUACAGCCGUCCCAGCACGCUCCCCGCCAGCAGUUCGAGGAGCCCAGUGUCGGGCUUGCAGCAGCGCGGGCAAUGGAGCUCGAGCCGGAGAAGGAGCGCUGGCGGCAGAUCGCAAGGGAGUGGUUUGCCAAGGGCCUUGCGGGCACGCCAGGUAAUGGUAAACUGCACCACCACAUCGGCAUCCUGUCGCGUGAGAAAGAGAGUAGCGAGGAGGAGCUACGGGGAAUGUAUCACUUCGUCAAGAGUAUGAUCACGCUGCACCCCUAUAGCACCUCGAGAGAGGCCAUUCUCCAGCUAUGGUCCCCUGCCGCGCAAGCUCGGCGCCAGGCGCCGGAUGCGGAUGUUGCGGACCUGUUUAUCCUCCUCCACGGGAUGCUCUUCACGAACAUCCAGCUGGAUGACUUCCGCUGGGUGCUCGAGCGCUUCGAAGAAAAGCUGCAGAUCGAAGGCGGUGCCGUCAUCGAGGAGCGCGAUUGGAUCAUGAUGGCCGUGGUUAACCUUGGCGCGAUUCUACAGUACGGCCGGCAGGAUGCCAUGCUGAAGCGCAUCGCCGGAAUUGGCGGCCGAGAGCCGGGCAGCACUAGGGCGGGCGCCAGCCCUGUCGUCUCAGGUGCUUCAGCAGGACGCGUCAAGCUGAUCGCGAAGAAGCCGGACGACAGAAUGGACGUGGACGGCGAAGAGGAUAGGAAGUCAAAUCUCUCGCCGGCCAUCUCUGAGGCGAUGCCCGUCCUCGCUGCUCCUGAACUCGAGCUUCCACAGGCGCUCAAGCUCGGGAUGCAGCUUGCCUUCUCGAUGUUCGCCCAUGCCCUUCAGAAGCCGAUGCGCAAGCCCUCUCUAUAUGCGCACUCUACUCUCAACCCUUACAUCACGAUUCUCCUUACCUUCCUCGCUACCGCUGUGAAGGACAGUCAGGCGCUCGCUGUGCUGGAGCGCGCGAUUCCGUGGGCGGAUCUCGCGGCGUUCCUAAACACGAUACCUCGGAGACUGUUAUUCCGCGAGCAGCAGAAAGAGCGCGGAGAGGGCGCUGUGCUGCUCACGAGCGGCUGCCACCCGAUGCCGGAGGAUUGGUGUCUCCGAGGCCUUGGCUGGGGCGGCAAGCGUGUCUACCCAAUGGGCUUCUGGGGCAAGGAGACCAACUCCGAGGAGCGCAACGUCGAGAUGGAGGUACUGGAUAAGGUGGAAGUGCGCGAUCAGAUGGAUGGCGUCAUCGAGAACGACGAUGAUGACCAGGCGGAUGCGCGGCGGAAUAUCUUAGCUUUGCGAUGGGUGCGAGUCGCUCGCGCCGGUCUGAAGAUCGCGAAGUACGUCGAUGGGUUCGAUUACGUACCUGCAGCCAGCGAGGAAGAGCGAGGCCAGUUCAAGGUCGAGGGUGCCCUUGCGGAGAAGGUCACGCGGUGGCAAGAAGAGGAGCGGCGCGAGCGCGAAGGGGAGGAGCGGAGGCUGCGUGGCAGGCGAUGGGAGGAAGAUUCGAUGGAUGUCGACGACGAGGAGGCCUUGGUGGUUGAGGAGUCGACGGAUGAAAGCGAGGAUGAGAACGAUUCGGACGAGAUUAAGGCAUUGAAGGCUCGGCGACGGUACCUGCAGAGCCUGUUGCAGUCGUCUACCCGACGUGGUGCAUCACCGCCCGUAUGCCGUCCGCGUCCUCGCGGCCCGAGACAGGCGCGCGCUCGGCCGACUCUACAGAUUGUGCCCGGAUAUACAAUCCUGGUCAUCGACACGAACAUCCUUCUAUCGUCUUUGUCGAUGUUCUCGUCGUUGGUCGAGAGUCAGCAGUGGACGGUCGUGGUCCCUCUUCCCGUCAUCAUGGAGCUCGACGGGUUGGCGACCAACAUGUCGGCACUCGGGGAGGUCGCCUCAUCUGCCCUAGCGUUCAUCACCUCGCACGUACGUUCUCGCUCAACGUCGUUGAAAGUACAGACCUCGAGAGGCAACUAUCUCUCGUCUCUCAACGUGCGCACGGAGCAAGUCGACUUUGCUAGCGACGAGGCCUCGUGGGAGCGCAACAUGGACGACCUGAUCUUGCGUGCGGCAAUCUGGCAGGACGAGCAUUGGGUGGAUAGGUCAGCGAUGCUGAAGUCUGACGGCCGCGCUCGCGACACAUCAGGCGCUGCCAAGGUGGUAUUGCUCAGUCUUGACCGUAUGCUUCGUCUGAAAGCUCGUUCGCGUCAGCUCAGCGCGGCAAACGAACAGGACUUGGCGUCGAUACUCGCAAUGGGACGAUGA